Molecule: messenger RNA, 813 nt
Organism: Eimeria mitis
Lineage: Eukaryota; Apicomplexa; Conoidasida; Eucoccidiorida; Eimeriidae
Exons: 3
Coding region: 1-813 (270 amino acids)
Source: RefSeq, a predicted model, not a curated record
AUGAGAGAGCAAACAGCCGCGGGGGCCAAACAACAGCAGCAGCAGCAGCUCCGCUGUCUCCUGCUGCUGUUGCUGCUGCUGUUGCUGUUGCUGCUGCUGCUGCUGCUGCUGGUGCAGCAGCAGUCACAGCCCCCUCCUCCCCCCAGAAGCUCUCUUCGAUCUCCAGCUGCGCCCCGUCUUUGCUGCGAGGCACCCCGUCCCGCCUGCAGCAGCAGCAGCAGCAGCAGCAGCAGCAGCACAGCAGCACCAGCAACAGCAGCAGCAAAAGCAGCAGCAGCAACGACAGCAGCAGCAGCAGCAGCAGCACAUGCAAAUUGUCGUCUAAAGACUGUGGAGGGUUCAGCGCAGCAACAAAGCAGCAGCAGCAGCAACUCUGUUGUGCCGCACCCCACAGUGCAGACCUCCUCAUUCCCCUUUAAGCCUCUAACCUCAUACGUAGGCAAAGAAAACACAACAGAAACAGCCUCGCCUGCAGCAGCAGCAGCAACAGCAGCAGCAGCAGCAACAGCAGCAGCAGCCAUAGCAACAACAGCAGCAGCAACGGGCUUUGUUGUGCCGCACCCCACAGUGCAGACCUCCUCAUUCCCCUUGAAGCCUCUAACCUCAUACGUAGGCAAGGAAAACACAACAGACACAGCCUCGCCUGCAGAAGCAGCAGCAACAGCAGCAGCAGCAGCAACAGCAGCAGCAGCCAUAGCAACAACAGCAGCAGCAACGGCAGAAGGUGCAGCAUCACUAGCAGUAGAAAGCGUGCAAGUAGCAGCAGCAGCAACAACUGAGCAGCACCACCAGCAGCGGCAACAGGAAAACUAG